UUUGCAAAAUGCUUUGGGUAUUCGCUGUUUGCUCUCAAAGAGCUGCCAUUGUGGUUUCCUACCUUUAACCUUUUUCAGUUUCAGAGCUCCUACCUUUAAUUCUGCAAUGAAUUUCUGUUGGAAAUUCCAGACCUUUCCUCAAACGCGGCCGUUUCAUGAGUUGAUAAAUAAUGACGCGUGCCACCACUGAGUUGAUAAACAAUGACGCGUUUCAUUGCACGUGGCAGCUCUAUCGUGUCGGUUUCAGGUUCACCAUCUCAAUAUAAGGGUAGAACCGGGAAUACAACAUUGUAUUAGCCUAUAAGCACAUUGAAGGACAAAUCUAAUCCACAAAAGUCGAAGCAGAUUGACUUGGGGAAUAUUGUAGUUUGUAAGGGAUUUCAACUUGGAACCUUGAGAAGUUGAGCUUGAAGAAUCAAAUCAGGAUUCAUACAGUAGAUCCCAACUUGUUUGAGGCUGAGAGAUAUCAUGGCGAAGGAGUAUCAAUUGCCUUUCAAGGUUGGGCAAUUCGCGGAAGCGAGGUCUUUCCGGAGUGGAUUUCGUAGUGCAUGGUUUCGGUGUAAGAUAAAGGAGAUUAACCACAAAAGAGGACAUUGGAAUGCGCGAUUGGAAUAUUUUGAUUAUCCAGAUGAAAAACUGACUUGGAUGAGGCUGUUCCAAAUGCCCCCAUAUAACAUUGGGAAGUCGAAGGAAAAAAAGCAACUAAUGCUGCGGCCGCAGUAUCCUCCAAUCAAGCUUAAAAAUGAAGUUUCAGGUGUCAGUUCAAUUUCUGAUGCUAUGAUAGUUGUAGAUGGUAAUUGGCAGGUAGGUGAUUUGGUUGAUUGGUGGGCUAAUGGCUGUUAUUGGUCUGGGCAACUGACAAAGUUACUUGGCAACAGUAAAGCUGAGAUGGCAUUGACACCACCUCCUAUUGGUGAAGGUGCACUUUAUGAAAUUCAUUUCAAAGAUUUACGCCCAUCCUUAGAUUGGUCCCCAAAUUUUGGUUGGACUGUUCUUGCAUCCCAGUAUGGUGAUAGUGUCCGUCGAUGUGCUCAACUAAUUCAACCUGUCAACCAAGCCCUUGGUCGCUUUCCAGCUUUGGAAAUACAUUCCAUGAGUGAAGGGAGAAAGGACAGCCAAGCAAAAGCUGGGUCUUCAUCAAAUCUUUCUUCACCUACUAAUUUAUAUGCAAACUCGCUCCCAGGCUCAGAGGAAACGAAGGAUUUUAAAACCACAGGGUUAGUAGAACAAUCCUCGAUCAUUGACCUUCCAAAGGAAGCUGCGAACACAUCAAAGAAAGUCAGUCGGUCAGAUAUUAAUUCCGGUUCUCAGUUGGGAGAUAAAUUAGCAAAGGAAGCCAGUUGGUCAGAUAAUGGUUCUACUUCCUGUAUUGCAAUUGAUCAAGCAAAAACCGCUGAGACAACUGAAAACUUUUACCUUUCCAGUUGUCCUUUGAAGAAGUUUAGAACCAGUGAUGGCGUUCGGUUACAUUCAAUGGGUUCUGACUCAACGGAGGCAGUGAUUUUGGAUUUGGAGGAACUUGCAAACAAAAUUAAAUGGCUGAAAGGACUGCUUGAGUUCGGAAAACCCGUGUCUAAUGCUAACAGGCCUUCAUGGAAGUUCGUGGAACAUCAUGCAUCUUCCAGAAAUAAAUAAUGGUUUCAGAAUAUGGAUGUGUCAUCCUAUGGCUCUCGAGAAAUAAAGUGUAAAGCUCUAUGCAGCCUUUGGAUCAUCUAUUGCAGGUUUUAUACACGUUCCAUAGUUCAAGAAGCCGUGCUGAUUUGAAAUUUGACUCGUCCCAAAAUAAGGUUUCAAGUCAAUUAAAAUCUGCAUAUUAAAUGAAUUUCUUUACGAAUAUAGAGUUUGGACCAAAAUGACUGGAUUCGGGCGAACCUGUACCAUUAAUGCUAGCUCCGCCACUGCAUGCAGAGACUAGUGCCAAGCCAGUAUAAGCUCAACUUGAUAUUCUGGCUUCCUCAGAUAUGAUUUAAAGAUGUACCGAAGAGCACUUGGCUAUCUUCUUUGCUUGAAAUUUUGUAGCAUCGACGAGUCGAUGAUAUGCACCAGUGAGUAAUUUGAGUAAUUUCUGCUGCCUUAAUAAGUAUACUAGUUCAGUUGGAUCACAGGUAUUUUGUGGCCAAUUGUUUGCUGCUCUGCCUUUGUAUUUGUAGCCAGCUGCUUUCUGCAACAGUUUUUUUCACUAAUGCUUUGUUCCAGUGAAGAACAAGCUUGUAUAGUUGUAUAUUAGACUCUCAGUUGAAGGCCUGAGGUCAAAGGCUGUUUUCCAAUUUUGACAUUUUUCUAUUUGUCUGUAAGAAUCAUUUGGGUAAUUCUACUUCUGUAACUUGAUAUUGCACUAAACCUCAGUUCUCUUUUCAAUAAAAGCAUUUUCACUUGUAUUUGCAUCUGA
Messenger RNA from Nicotiana attenuata, 2389 nucleotides. RefSeq lists its product as uncharacterized. The record is from RefSeq and is a predicted model, not a curated record. NCBI's taxonomy places the organism in Eukaryota, Viridiplantae, Streptophyta, Magnoliopsida, Solanales, Solanaceae. The transcript has 9 exons. The coding region runs from base 469 to 1635 and encodes 388 amino acids.